Molecule: messenger RNA, 3570 nt
Organism: Sodiomyces alkalinus F11
Lineage: Eukaryota; Fungi; Ascomycota; Sordariomycetes; Glomerellales; Plectosphaerellaceae
Exons: 2
Coding region: 1-3570 (1189 amino acids)
Source: RefSeq, a predicted model, not a curated record
AUGCGUCUCUCUGGCCUGGCCGUGGGCGCCUCCGUCCUUCUGGGACGCGCACUGGGCUUAGCCGAGCCACAGUUGCCAAACGAAUCUGACUGUCCCGACGGCAUCGAAGUUGUCACGGUGCAGCCAGUCGUCAUCCUCACGGUUCAGCCUGUUCGGAUCAGCUCGUUCAUCCCGUCCAACACCGUCCUUACCAUCGGCAGCGUUACCAUCUCGGUUACAGACGCCCCUACAACUCUUGUCACUGAUAUCACUCUCACAAGCACUUCCACUUCUCUGUCGGCUGGCUCGGGGCCACCCUUUACCGGUCCUUAUACCACGUUGGCAGCCACUGGCCCUGGAUUCGGACCCGGUCCGACGACCAUUACUCUUCCUCCGAGUCGCCCUGAUGGAACCGGAACUGUGAUUAUCGUGCAGCUAGAUGCCACCGAUAUCCCUCCCACCUUUACAGGGCCUUUUACCACCGUUACAGGACCUUGGACUGGGACAGACCCCACGACAGUCACACUCCCUCCAACCGGCACCGGUACCGUUGGCAUUGAGGUGAUCCUGACACCGGCUACCACACCCCAGACCUUUACUGGUCCCUUUACGACGAUCACGGGCCCGGGAACUGGAACGAUUCCUACCACUAUUACCCUACCUCCUACUGGAUCAGGCACUGUUGGAACAGAGAUCGUUCUGACGCCGUUUACUGUGGCUGAGCCUCCAACAUUCACCGGCCCCUUCACGACUAUUACUGGUCCUGGAACCGGCACAGUUCCUACUACUGUGACUCUUCCUCCGACGGGAACAGACACUGUGGGAACCGAGAUCGUUUUGACUCCGUUUACUGCAGAUGACGGUGCUGACCCUACUUUCACCGGCCCCUUCACCACCAUUACUGGCCCUGGAACCGGCACGGCUCCUACCACGAUCACCGUGCCCCCAACUGGGACGGAUACCGUAGGCACCGAGAUCGUUUUGACGCCGCCUGCCGCCACGGAGCCUACAACUUUCACCGGCCCUUUUACCACCGUCACGGGUCCUGGCACCGGCACUGCUCCUACCACUAUCACUCUGCCUCCAAGCGGAUCUGAUACUGUGGGAACUGAAAUCGUCUUGACGCCGCUCACUGUAGCCGAGCCUACGAUAUUCACUGGACCCUUCACAACCAUCACUGGACCUGGAACAGACUCGGUUCCUACUACCAUCACUUUACCCCCUACUGGGACUGACACCGUCGGAAUCGAGGUUGUCCUGACCCCCAAUGCGGAGCCGACCACCUUCACUGGCCCCUUUACGACAAUCACAGGUCCCGGAACCGGAACUGAAGUGGAAACCAUUACCCUCCCCCUAGCUGGGACAGAUACAGUAGGAACUGAACUUGUUUUGACCCCUGCUACGGCCACUACAACUUUCACCGGACCCUUCACCACCAUCACGGGUCCUGGGACUGACACAGUUCCUACUACUAUUACUCUACCCCCGUCGGGAACUGACACUAUCGGCACCGAGGUUGUCCUCACCCCCGCCACGGAGCCGAUCACCUUCACUGGUCCUUUCACAACCAUCACAGCACCAGGCACGGGCACUGAAGAGGAGACCCUUACCCUCCCCCCUACCGGAACAGGAACUGUGGGCACUGAAAUUGUUCUCACUCCUCCCGGCCCUGACGCUACUACUUUCACUGGCCCGUUCAUAACUAUCACGGCCGAAGGAACAGGCACUGAAGAGGAGACGGUGACCCUCCCCCCUACUAGCACAGGAACUAUCGGCACUGAGAUUAUCCUCACCCCUCCCGGCCCUGACCCCACUACCUUCACCGGUCCCUUUACGACCAUCACCGCUCCAGGAACCGGGACCGAAGAAGAGACCGUCACCCUCCCCCCUGAAGGAACCGGAACUGUGGGUACUGAAAUUAUCCUGACCCCUCCAGGCCCUGAUCCUACCGCGUUCACCGGGCCUUGUACAACCAUCACGGCCGAGGGCACGGGGACUGAGGAAGAAAGGAUCACUGUUCCCCCUGAAGGAACCGGCACUAUAGGAAGAGAAAUCGUUCUGACGCCACCCGGUCCCGAUUUUACGGCGUUUAUGGGUCCUUUCACGACUAUCACCGCGCCGGGUACCGGGAUAGAAGAGGAAACCGUCACUCUUCCUCCCACCGGAACUGGAACCAUAGGAACCCAAAUCGUCCUGACACCCCCUGGUCCUGAGCCUACCACCUUCACCGGCCCUUUUACGACCAUCACGGCACCGGGUACUGGGACUGAGGAGGAGACUGUCACGCUUCCCCCUAGUGGAAGUGGGACUGUGGGAACGGAGAUCGUCCUGACCCCGACGACGCCGGUCGCCAGCUUAUCCUCGGAUACUCCUCCUGUCUCUUCCGCUGAGCCUAGUGAGGGCGAGCCUGUUUCUUCUCCUACAGAAUCGGAUGCUUUUUCCUCCCCCGCAGAGUCUGAUCCUGUCUCUUCUGCCGCAGAGUCUGCUCCCGUCUUUUCUCCAACCCAAUCUGAUCCUGUCUCUUCCCCCACCGAGUCGGACCCCGUCUCUUCUCCUGAAUCGGACCCUGUUUCUUCUGCCACAGAGUCGCCCGAACCAUUCUCUUCAGGCCCAGGCGAAUCAUCCCUCGAGCCCACCCCCGAGCCCAGCCAGAGCGAGCCUGCAUCAUCAGCAUCCGCGUCGUCCUGCGUUCCCUCUCCGACCAGCAUAACGCCAUUCUGCGAGCAGGCCCUGCCACCCGGCUGUUCCGAACUGCAGUCCACCAACGGCCUCGCCCUGAUCCCCGUCCUCGCAGAGUGCACCAUCGCCCUCGGCCCCUACGCCAUCGGCAACGUCGCCACCUGCCUCGCCACAAUCCCCACCCUCAGCACCGUCGGAACCGACAUCGCAGACUGCAUCCUGGGCGCCCUGGAGGGCCGCUGCAUCGAAACCCUGCCGGAAGCGUGCGAGGACCUCUCGGAAUCCAACGGCCUCGCCCUCGUCGCCGACAUCGCCGUGUGCGCCGUCGCCCUGGGCCCCUUCGCCUUCGGCAGCGCCGCCACCUGUCUGGCCACGGGGGGCAUCACGUCCGAGUCCCAGGGCGUCAGCAUCAUCGAGGGUCUGGAAGUCGCGUUCGGGUUCCGGCCCGGAACCGGCGUCAUCGUCGACGGGGGUGAAUGUUCGCCGGUCCCGACCGAGGAGCCGGCUGAGCCUGUCUGCGCCCCGAUCCCGGCUGCAUGCCAGAACUUGGGUUCUCUUUCGGGCUUGGCGCUUGUACCGGCCGUCCCGGCUUGCACUGUCGCUCUCGGGGCCUUCGCCGUGGGUAAUGUCGGGGCUUGCUUGGCGACGGAUACCUUUACCGAGGAGACGGCGGGCGACACGGUUGUGUCUUGUCUUGAGGACGCCCUGGAGGACGUCUGCCUGGGGACGCUACCGCCGGCGUGCCUGAACCUUCAGGAUAAUGGCCUUGCCGAGCUUGCCGUCAAUAUCCCUCUCUGCACGGCGGCUCUCGGUCCUCUUGCUGCCGGGUCCGCUCUCGUCUGUUUGACUUCGGGAUUGACGAAUGGUAAUUCGGUGAUUUCGUGCUUGAACGACGCACUUUUCGGCAUUUAA